AUGGACCGCAGCUUGGACGAGAUCAUCGCGGAGCGUCCUCAGCAGAAUCAGAAUCGGGGCCGCCGUCCUCAGGGUCAAGGUCGUCGCCGUGAUGGCGUCAAAAAGCCCUACCGCGAUGAUCGUCUCGACCUAGAUUUGGACUGGGUCCACGAUAAAUACGAAGACGACAGAGAUGCACGCCCUUCUCGUGCCCCUCGACGCCCGCGCGGUGAUCGCUAUUCUCCCUCGCCGGAACAUGCCUCUACGGGAUCGAAAAUUCGAAUUGAGAACCUUCACUACGAUAUCACGGAGUCUGAUCUGGAGGAUCUAUUCUCCCGCAUCGGACCUGUCACCAAUAUCUCUCUCGUCUACGACCGAGCAGGUCGCUCCGACGGCGUUGCUUACGUCACCUACAACCGCAACAGCGACGCGCGAACUGCGAUCAAUGAAUUCGACGGUGCAAAUGCCAAGGGCCAACCGAUCCGAUUGUCCAUCGUUCACGGCGGCGGCGGCGGCGGCGGUGGCCGACGAGACCGCAACCCAUUUGACAACAUCCAACGACCCAAGGGUAGCCUCUUCGACCGCGUGGAACGCCCCCGCGGCGGCCGCGAUGCUCGCAGUCUAAGUCCUGAAAGCGCAAGCGAUAGUGCCGACGGUGGUCGCCGUCGUAGAGGCGGUGGUCGACGUGGCGCAGGCCGUUACCGACGCAGUGAUGUCUCUAAACCGGCUCCGGAUCACAUCGACCGAUAUGUGCCCGGGCAGCGGUCGCCCGCUCGUCGAUCCGCCAAUGGUGGAGGCCGACGACAAGGUGGUGGUGGCGGCGGCGGUGGCGAGAACCGCCGAACUGCGAAUGGCCGACCCCGAAAGACGCAAGAAGAGCUGGACCAGGAAAUGGAUGAUUAUUGGGGCAAUGCGACGGGCGGUGCGGCCGAGAAACAGGCCGGCGCUGAAGAACAUCAUGCACCUGCGGCCGCAGCACCCGCGGCUCCCGCUGCUGGCGGCGACGAUGAUGUGGACAUGAUCGAGUGA
This is a messenger RNA of Aspergillus steynii IBT 23096, 1008 nucleotides long. RefSeq names its product putative RNA binding protein. Bases 1 to 1008 code for a protein of 335 amino acids. The record is from RefSeq and is a predicted model, not a curated record. Gene Ontology annotation, molecular function: mRNA binding. Lineage: Eukaryota; Fungi; Ascomycota; Eurotiomycetes; Eurotiales; Aspergillaceae. Gene Ontology annotation, cellular component: nucleus. Gene Ontology annotation, biological process: mRNA export from nucleus. The transcript has 7 exons.